GUGCAGGCAACAGGUGUGUACAGUUUACACAGACCAGUGCGCUCUCACUCUGACAGCUGCCAGCAUUCACACAUUUCUGCGGACCUCCUGAGCAUUGGGAUUAAAAUAAGGCCUAACGAUGGCCAACUUUGGAGGACAUGCCAUUCCUGGCACUUUUUUCCUGUUCUAUGGCUUUUGGCUAACAGUGAAACACAUUCUCCAACACUACUGGAGGACAAGUCAGCCCAAAGGAAGACAGACUAUGCCACCUUUCUUUAAAAGAAUGGAUUACAUUGAGGGAGGAUUCAAAAUCUUUGCUUCAUUUGUGGGUAUUAUGGUUGAACAGUUUGUGGUGGAUGGGCCACAUGCCCACCUCUAUGACAGAGAGAACAACUCUUGGGUCAAGCUGAUGAACUGGCAGCACGGCACAAUGUAUUUGUUCUUUGGGAUCUCUGGAAUAGCAUUGGUUGCCAGUACUACUUCCAAACUGGUGCCACCUGGUGUUGACCGCCUUGCUCUCUCCUUGGCUCUUUUUGUUGAAGGGUUUCUGUUCUAUUACCAUGUGCACAUGCGACCCCAUCUGGAUGCUCACAUCCACUCCCUGCUGCUAGUGGCUGUUUUUGGUGGAUCAGCCAGCACUAUGUUGGAGGUGUUCUUAAGAGACAACAUUAUUUUGGAACUACUCAGGGCAUGCCUGUUCAUCUUGCAGGGCUCAUGGUUCUACCAGAUUGGAUUUGUACUAUACCCUUUAAGUGGACCAAAGUGGGACUUGGAACUGCAUGACAACAUCAUGUUCGUCACAAUGUGCUUCUGCUGGCAUUUAGCUGUCGCCCUGCUUUUAGUCGCCUGCACUUCCUCUGUGGUUUGGUUCACAGUGAAGCGAUUCUCAGGAAGGGGCCGGGACAUAGAAAUUGGAAUGCGAAAUACAUCCUCCAAAACAAACUGCCAGAAAGCUUUGCUUGAAGAGUCAGAUGAGGAGUGAAUGCUUUUGUUAUGGUUCUUCAAUUUUUAUUUCAUUUGCAAUGGGGCUGGUCUGUGUGUAAGACCAAGUCUGC
Xiphias gladius (swordfish) is the source of this 1034-nucleotide messenger RNA. It is a transcript of the gene tmem45b, whose product is annotated as transmembrane protein 45B. The coding region runs from base 119 to 961 and encodes 280 amino acids. The transcript has 6 exons. The record is from RefSeq and is a predicted model, not a curated record. Lineage: Eukaryota; Metazoa; Chordata; Actinopteri; Istiophoriformes; Xiphiidae.